Molecule: messenger RNA, 246 nt
Organism: Diversispora eburnea
Lineage: Eukaryota; Fungi; Glomeromycota; Glomeromycetes; Diversisporales; Diversisporaceae
Source: the annotation of a GenBank genome assembly
AUGAAGAUUUUCGGGAACAUUGAACAAAGAUGGAAGAAUGACGAUUUCAGAGAUGAUUGGAAUACAGAAAAAUCGGCAUUAGAAUCUAUUAAAGCGAGUUACAAUUUUCAAAGAGCUACAACUACAAAGUCUCUUCGUAUUCCUUAUCAUUAUUCAGCCGAAUAUAAAACAAUUAUAUCCUCAGGUAUCGUUUGCAAAAAGGGAUUGAUUACGAUGUAUCUCAAGAUUAAAACUGGGGAAAAUUGA